CUUCCUGUUUACGGUUAUCUCGUCAAGCCAAGGAAGGGAACCGGUUCUCGACUCUCCGGUUACUUUUUGGUUAUUUUUAUGUAGCGUGGAUAGUUACAAAAUACAAUUAGAGCCGUCAUGAUCCCGUACACGGUGAACAUUAAGCUGGCGGCUCGGACGUUAACGGGCACUCUCAAUUUACAGAACAAAACCGCCGUGGAUUGGGGAUGGCAGGGGCUAAUUGCUCAGGGCUGCCACUCCAGCAUCCUCAUCAUCGACCCAAAGACAGCCCAAACCAUCCAGGUGUUGGAGAAGCACAAGGCCAACAUAGUCAAGGUGAAAUGGUCUAGGGAGAACUACCACCACAGCCUCAGCUCCCCCUACUCCUUGCGGCUGGCCUCAGCAGAUGCAGCAGGCAAGAUCAUUGUAUGGGAUGUGGUGAGCGGGACCGCCCACUGCGAGAUCCAGGAGCAUGCCAAGCCCAUCCAGGACAUGGACUGGCUGUGGACGCAGGAUGCAUCACGUGAUCUUCUGCUGGCCGUACACCCUCCUAACUAUAUUGUACUAUGGAAUGGCGAUACGGGAACCAAGCUGUGGAAGAAGAGCUAUGCAGAGAACAUCUUGUCCUUCUCCUUUGAUCCGUUUGACCCUUCAAACCUCGCAUUGUUGACCAGCGAGGGCAUCGUGUUCAUCACAGACUUCUCCCACUCCAAGCCUCCGAGCAGCACGGGUAAGAAGGUCUACAUCGCCAGCCCCCACGCUAGCCCUGCUCACAACAAGCCUGCACCGCCUACUGGAGCCAAGAAGGCUCUGAACAAGGUGAAAGUGCUCAUCACCAAUGAGAAGCCAAGUGCAGAGUCAGUGACUCUCAAUGACUGCCUGCAGCUUUCAUACCUGCCCUCCAAGCGCAAUCACAUGUUGCUCCUCUACCCCCGCGAGAUCCUCAUCUUAGACCUGGAACUGAGCCAGACAGUGGGCGUGGUGGCCAUUGAGCGUUCGGGUGUGCCCUUCAUUCAGGUGGUCCCAUGUGCACAGAGGGACGCCCUGUACUGCCUACAUGAGAACGGCUGUAUCACCCUACGACUAUGCCGCUCUACCUCCCCCUCAGCUGAGGAGUCAGAUCCAGAACAGAGUGUCCAGGAACUGGUGUAUGAUUUGAGGGCUCAGUGCGAUGCCAUUAGGGUGACAAAGACAGUGCGCCCAUACCGCGUGGUUAUAUGCCCUGUCAGUGAAAACAACGCUGCCCUGGUGGUCAGCGAUGGCCGGGUCAUGCUUUGGGAGCUGAAAUCCCACAUCUCCAAAUCGCCCACCAACCCAAGUUCUGGACUCUCCCCACUUUACGCCCCAGUGUCAUUUUGUGGAACUCCAGUGGGUCCAAACCAGAAAAUAAUCCCAGACCUCUGCCUGAACACCAUGAUUGAAGGACAGAAUGUGACUUGGGCUGGGGAGCCCACCUCUCGCCCCCCACAGCAGGAGGUCCAACUGAAGUUCCUGCUAACGGGACUCCUCUCAGGGCUGCCACUGCCCCCCUUUGCCCUGCGCAUGUGCCCUCCGCUCACCACGAAGAACAUCAGCCACUACCAACCCCUCUUGGCCGUGGGUACAAGCAACGGUUCUGUCCUCAUCUACAACCUAACCAGUGGCCUCUUGCACAAAGAGCUAAGUGUGCACUCAUGUGAAGUUAGGGGUAUUGAAUGGGUUAGUCUGACAAGCUUCCUGUCCUUCGCCACCUCUGCUCCAAACAACCUGGGCCUGGUGAGGAAUGAGCUGCAGCACACACACCUGCCCACAGGCCGGACCUUCGCGUUCCGAGGAGAGCGAGGCAAUGAUGAACCAGCUAUAGAGAUGAUUAAAGUGUCACAUUUGAAGCAGUACCUGGUGGUGGUGUUCAAGGAUAAGCCGCUGGAGCUGUGGGACGUGAGGACGGGGACCCUGCUGAGGGAGAUGGCCAAAAACUUCCCCACAGUUACAGCACUGGAGUGGUCCCCCUCCCACAAUCUGAAGAGUCUAAAGAAGAAGCAGCUGGCUGCUCGAGAGGCCAUGGCCCGCCAGACGGUGUCAGACACAGAACAGACCAGUGUGGACUCUUCAGUCAUAAGCUUGCUGCAGGAUGCAGAAAGCAAAGCAGAGCUGAACCAGGGUAUUUCGGCACGGGAGCAUUUUGUGUUCACCGAUACAGACGGACAGGUCUACCACAUUACUGUGGAGGGGAACACGGUCAAGGAUGGAGCACGCAUCCCACCUGACGGAAGUAUGGGUAGCAUUGCUUGCAUCGCCUGGAAGGGUGACACUUUGGUCCUGGGAGACGUGGAUGGGAACCUCAAUUUCUGGGACCUGAAGGCCCGCCUCUCCAGGGGUGUGCCCACACACCGAGGUUGGAUAAAGAAGAUCCGCUUUGCUCCAGGCAAGGGCAACCAGAAGCUGCUGGUUAUGUACGCAGAUGGGGCUGAGGUGUGGGACACCAAAGAGAUCCAGAUGGUCAGCAGCCUCAGGGUGGGGCGCAAUGUGAACCACCGCAUCCUGGACAUCGACUGGUGCACCUCAGACAAGGUGGUCUUGGCAUCGGAUGAUGGGUGCAUCCGGGUGCUGGAGAUGGCCAUGAAAUCUGCAAGUUACAGAAUGGAUGAACAGGACCUUACUGAUCCUGUGUGGUGUCCAUACCUGCUGCCACCCCGUGCUGCCCUCACCCUGAAAGCCUUCCUUCUGCUGCAGCCCUGGUCUGGUUCCUUCACCAUGGACAUCACUCAGGUAGACUACACAGAAAAAGAAGAAAUUAAGGGGCUGAUCCAGGAACAGCUGAAUUCCCUUUCCAAUGAUAUCAAAAGUGUUCUUCUGGACCCUGAGCUGAAUCUGCUACAGAGAUGCCUGUUCGUGACCCGGCUGUUCGGAGAUGAGUCAGACCUUCAGUUCUGGACAGUGGCAGCACACUACCUGCAGUCCUUCUCAGAGGCAUGCCAGCUGGGCGUGCCUGUCACCAGUGGCACCCAGGCUGAGGGGAUGCCACAGAGCCACCUGGACAUCUGCCAUGACACACUGUGUGAGAGCACCUAUUUCCAGAAAUUUCAGCUGGAGCGAGUUCACCUACAGGAAAUGAAAAGAUCCAGCUAUGAGCACACCAAGAAAUGUGCUGACCAGCUCCUCCUGUUGGGACAGACGGACCGGGCAGUGCAGUUGCUGCUGGAGACGAGCGCAGACAACCACAAUUAUUACUGCGACUCGCUCAAGGCGUGCCUGGUCACUACCAUCACGUCCUCUGGACCCUCCCAAAGCACUAUCAAGCUAGUUGCCACCAAUAUGAUUGCCAAUGGAAAGCUGGCAGAGGGGGUACAGUUGCUCUGUUUGAUAGACAAAGCAGCCGAUGCCUGCCGCUACCUGCAGACUUACGGGGAAUGGAACCGUGCUGCCUGGCUGGCAAAGGUACGUCUGAACUCGGUCGAGGCAUCUGAUGUGCUGAAGCGCUGGGCAGAGCACUUGUGUUCCCCCCAGGUGAACCAAAAGUCCAAAGCCAUCUUAGUACUGCUCUCCCUGGGCUGCUUCCAAAAGGUGGGGGAGAUGCUCCACAGCAUGAGGUACUUUGACAGAGCUGCACUCUUCAUUGAAGCCUGCUUGAAGUACGGCGUGAUGGAGGCCAACGACAGCACCAAUAAGCUGAUUGGCUCGGCCUUUGCCGACUACGCCAGGCUGUUGCGCUCAAUGGGCCUAACCGAGGGGGCUGCGCUGUGGGCGUCGCGGGCAGGCGGUGCUGGUGAGGAGCUGCUGGAGGAGCUGUUCCAGCCUGCUGAUGGGGUGGAGGGAGCUCUGGAGGGACAAGGGAGCCCCCUGUUAUCCCCUGAGUGAUGACUGGUGACCACAGAGUUAGAGCUGGGGGCAGGAAGGGCCUGAGUAGACAGGAGACAGACUAGUGCGGGAGUGUGAGGUACCAGAACGGUCAACCAAGAAAGACAGAAAAGAUAAAACAUUAUUGAGAGGAAUGAAGUAGAAAUGAAACAGGCAAGUUGUGAUGUUUGUAAGUGUACAGGCAAGUGUAACAUGUGCCACAUGGUAUGAUCAUUUAUAAGUUCAUGACAUUUUGUUGCUAACAGCAAAUUGCACUUUGUCAUUAUAAACCCAUUGAUGUUGUGUUUUAGUUGAAAAUAUUCAGUGGAAACUUGAAAUUCCACUUUAAUAGUGACAGUUUAAUGGAUAAAAUACUAUGAAUGACAUAAAUCAGAGUGAGGCCAGUUCUGUCUAUUCUUGCAUUACCUGCACACGAACUGAAGAGAACAGUGAUUACUACGCGCUUACCCGACAAAUAGCAGCGUAGAAGCUGUGAUACUGCUGUGGAGUAAGUAUCCUGGUUACAGUGUUGGUUUGUUUCAGCACUCUCAACUAACUCAUUGAAUUCAAGUGAAUGUGCAGUUCACAAGGAAGGAUUGGCUGUUUUGUUUACUUGACAACAUUGAAUUUUUAUUGCUUGAACUUUCCAUUCUGUCUUCUGCUCUUCAAAGUGCACCACUAACGCUUCUGUCUUCAUUCACACUCUGUCAGUUUACUGUAUGAAGAGGUUUGUACUCUGCAUUAUAGGUUAUUUUCCAGUCUUCUGUUCAUAAAGGAUAUACAGUCCAGGCAGUUGUUUGCACUGUAAUUUAACAAAAUAAUUGUACUGUAAAAUGAUACAUUAUUGGUAAUGCCUCAUAGGAUUACAUAAUGCAGAAUAUUAUUAUGAAACAUAUUCUAUGAUCUGUAAAAUUAUAAAGUAUUGAUAAUGCCCAGUAGGGUAAGAUUAAUGAAGUAUGCUACUAUGAAACAGAUUUUUUUUCUUUUUGUUUAUUUUGUUAUAAAUGGGAUUUGUGGUUGGUUGCUCCCCUUCGGUCAACUAUUGCACCCCCCCCCCCAACCCCAGAGAGGAUACUUUUUUAUUUUAAUAUGAACUUUUUGUAUAUUUGCAGGAAAGUGCAUUGUAUCAUGGUAGCUUGGUAGAGCUGUUUACUCCACAUAGUCAAAAAUGGUGCGUCAUUUAAUGAAACAAAAUAUGUCCUCGGAUAAACAAGAUGAAAGGAAGUGUUGCACUGGAGCGCUUUUAAGGUUUCGAUCCGUUCUGUACUCUACGCGCACAUGGAUAAUUGGAUGGGAGCAUGAGAAAGCUCUGAACUGAACUUGAACACAAGUACUUUAUUCUAGACACAAGAAAGAAGGUGUUCAAGGGAAACAGUAGAAGAGGUGAAAAACAGGAGCAAUUUUGCCAUUCUUCUCAUGUCAUUUAUUAUUACAGAAAAUAUAUAAGAUCCACUUUUUGUGAUUGUUAUUUCUGUCUUCUUUUUACUUUGUGCAAAUAGCUGUUAUACUUUACAUCCCUUCUGGGCACAUAAUUAAAUUUUCCAGAAGGAUAAAAUAAUUUUGUAACUUCCAAAAAUUCUUUAUACUGUACAUUUUUGGAUGUAUCGUAAUAUAUAUAAUAAAUGCAUUUCUCUAGAUAAAAGUUUAAAAUUGUAGAAAGUUGGGUACAAGUUCAGAGAUGUGUCAUUGACUGUAUUGUUUGGGACCUAUGGUGUGCGGUAGGUUAGGAGAUCAGGUGAUGUUUUCGUCGCUCUUGACCUCAUCCGACAUCACGUCAUCUUGGAGAUAUCUCUGUGCGUCUGACUCCUGUGGUUACCAGCCCAUCUGGACGGAUGGUGAUGGUACGAUGCGUUCGUAGUUUUAAAAGGGCCUUACAGUGAAGACAUUUCAAAGGCGUCGCAAUCCUUCGGGGCAGGAUUAUCUGAGACGCGUCGUGAGGUGUCAGGAGUCAAGGGUACCCUGAGUGCUCCUUUCAACUUGGCCCAUGUCCUCGGGAUCCCGGAGUCCUAAACGAGGUGUUAAAUAAUGCAUGGUUCCGUGAGACACCAAACAGAUGUGUCAAAAUGCAGAACAGGGCAGCCUGUGUGAGCCCUGCAGAUAUUGUAAGCACGCAGCGUGAGGCGAGCCUGUUGUAGGUACUCCUGAAUCGGAUCGGAACCAGCUAGACUGAGCCGGGCUCAGCCUCCUUUUUGGUCUCUGUCUUUGCUACUCAUUCUGUUUUACUACAGUAAUACUUAUUUUUCCACUUUUUUGGAUGAUUUUUCUAGAUCCCCCUUUUUUUAAACUACUUUUAAUUCUUUUGAUUUCAUUUUUAUUUCUGAGACAGAAGGAAUUUUACCAUUGAGGAACAGAAAGACAGGUCAGUGGUGCUCCAACCAAAAGUGUGACUUCAUGCAUCUUUAUUCAUAACGGUAGUUAAUGAAAUAAGUGUGAAUCAUUCCUGGAGCAGGAAUUAACAAAAAAGUUACGACGCUCUUUUGUGAAAACACCGUUUGUUACGCAUUGCCGAAGGGCAACACACACUAGAACCAUGUAUCAGUAGCUGGUUAGCUGUCUGGCCAUUUCUUGUUUGCUCCCUGAAAUGUGUGAUUUCUAGCAGCCCAAAGGUAGUGCUUUGUGAUCAGCAGAUAGAUCAAAGAUUUAAACCAGCAGUUGUCAAGAGAUCUUUGAGUUAAUAUGACGUGUGGACCACUGCAGUAUCUGUGUAUUGCCGUGUGAAAUGUAUCUGAUCCCAUGUAUUUGGUGGUAUUCUGCAUGUUAUUACUGCAAAAAUGUUUAAUAAAUUCCAUAAACAAAUGAUA
Messenger RNA from Scleropages formosus (Asian bonytongue), 6596 nucleotides. RefSeq names its product WD repeat domain 11 (gene wdr11). The record is from RefSeq and is a predicted model, not a curated record. Bases 118 to 3816 code for a protein of 1232 amino acids. Gene Ontology annotation, molecular function: protein binding. NCBI's taxonomy places the organism in Eukaryota, Metazoa, Chordata, Actinopteri, Osteoglossiformes, Osteoglossidae. The transcript is spliced from 29 exons. Gene Ontology annotation, cellular component: cytoplasm.